UGUCCUGCGGGGUUGGUUACGCUGCAGUACGGCGGCUCUGAGAGAAGUAAACGGAGACGAAAAGGAAAAAAAAAAUACUGGCAGCAGGAAAGGAUUUUUAUUUUUGAAGACAUUUUUAAAUUGACUUUAUUUUUUUUUAGAAAAUAAUUACAAUGGAUCAUAAACGAUGAGGGAUCUACUGGGAAGCUCAAGUUGACUGAAUUAUGGCUCAGUUUUCAACACCUUUUGGGGGGGGCCUGGAUGUCUGGGUCAUCACUGCGGAGGAGCGAAAUAAACAUGAUCAGCAGUUUUACAGCUUGAAUCCCACGUCUGGGUUUAUCACUGGUGAUCAAGCAAGAAAUUUCUUUCUUCAGUCUGGACUUCCCCCUCCCAUUCUUGCACAAAUAUGGGCCCUGGCUGACAUGAACAAUGAUGGGAGGAUGGACCAGCAUGAGUUCUCCAUCGCCAUGAAGCUGAUUAAACUGAAACUGCAGGGUCAUUCGCUCCCUCCUUCACUGCCCCUUGUCAUGAAACAACCCCCCCUUCCUGCUGCUCCAGGGUUUGGAAUGGGCGGCAUGGCUGCUAUACCUGGAAUAGCAGGAGUUGGAAUGUCGCCCCCUUUGGGGAAAUCUGUUCCGUCAGCAGUGCCGCCAAUGGCUAAUGGGGCACCUGUGAUGAUCCAGCCUCUGCCUGGCUUUGCUCAUUCAGCUGCUGCUGCAACACUCAAGAGUUCUUCCUUAAACCGAUCUGGACCAAAACUACAAAAAGCCCAGUCAUUUGACGUUGCAAAUGCAGCAUCCAGUGCAGCGUCCGCUGCUGCUUGUGUGGAUUGGGCUGUCCCGCAGUCCUCCCGGCUAAAGUACAGGCAGCUCUUCAACAGCCAGGACAAAAUGAUGUGCGGACAUUUAACAGGUCUUCAGGCAAGAACUAUCCUGAUGCAGUCCAGUUUACCACAAGCUCAGUUAGCUUCUAUCUGGAAUCUUUCAGACAUUGAUCAAGAUGGGAAGCUUACAGCAGAAGAGUUCAUUCUGGCCAUGCACUUAAUAGAUAUGGCCAUGUCAGGCCAGCCUUUACCACCUGUGCUGCCUCCGGAUUUCAUUCCUCCUGCUUUCAGAAGAGUUCGCUCUGGCAGUGGUAUUUCUAUGACAAGCUUACAUUUAGAACAAAGAGUACCUGAGGAACCUGCGGAGGAGGAACAGCAGCAGCAGCAGAAGAAUCUGCCAGUGUCGUUCGAGGACAAAAAGCGUGAGAACUUUGAGCGGGGUAACCUGGAGCUGGAGAAGCGACGCCAAGCCCUUCUGGAGCAGCAGCGCAAGGAGCAGGAGCGUCUGGCAGCUCUGGAGAGGCAGGAGCAGGAGCGGCGAGAGAGGGAGCGGCUGGAGCAGGAGCGCCGCCGCCAGAUGGAGCUGGAGAGACAGCUGGAGAGGCAGAGAGAGCUGGAGCGGCAGCGCGAGGAGGAGCGGAGGAAGGAGAUCGAGAGGAAGGAGGCUGCGAAACGAGAACUUGAAAGGCAACGUCAACUUGAGUGGGAGCGGAAUCGACGACAAGAGCUGCUCAACCAGAGGAACAAAGAACAAGAGAACAUUGUGGUCUUAAAAGACAGGAAAAAGACACUAGAAUUUGAAUUGGAAGCUCUCAAUGAUAAGAAACAUCAGUUGGAGGGGAAGCUGCAGGAUGUCCGGUUCCGUCUGUCUGCUCAGCGGCAUGAAAUUGAGAGUACCAACAAGACAAGGGAGCUGAGGAUCGCUGAAAUCACAUAUCUUCAGCAGCAGCUACAGGAGUCUCAACAGUUGCUCGGAAGGUUGAUUCCAGAGAAGCAAUCCCUGAAUGACCAAUUAAAGCAGGUGCAGCAAAACAGUUUACAUAGAGAUACCCUUCUGAGCAUCAGAAAAACCUUAGAAGUGAAGGAGUCCACUCGGCAGCAGCUGCGAGACCAGCUGGACGAGGUGGAGAAAGAGACGCGGUCCAGACUGCUGGAGAUCGACACUUUCAACAAUCAAUUAAAGGAACUACGAGCAAUCCACAGCAAACGGCAGCGGCAAAAGCAGAUGGAAAUUGAAGUAGAGAUCCAGAAACAAAAGGAGAAAGAAUGGAAAACUGCAGAGCUAGAAAGACAAGAAGCCCAAAGAAGAGUGCAUGAAGAGGACAAGCCGAGACCAGACGACAACAGGGAUUGUAAAGACAUGCAGGACAAACUCAACAAGAUCUUCAUGCAGCAACCAGAACCGGGCAAGCUGCCAGCCCAGUCCGCCUGGCCCACUGCUGAAAAAUUGCCAGUGACUGGUUUUGAUCAGGAUAAAGUGAAGGUUGUGUUCUAUAGAGCUCUUUAUCCUUUUGACGCCAGAAGCCUUGAUGAAAUUACAAUUCAACCUGGAGAUAUUGUUCUGGUGGAUGAAAGUCAGACGGGAGAGCCUGGCUGGCUUGGAGGGGAACUAAAGGGUAAAACGGGCUGGUUCCCAGCGAACUAUGCAGAGAAGAUGCCAGAGAAUGAGGUUCCAGCCAAUCUGAAACAUGGAGCGGCGGCUGCCCCAAAACUGUCCGCCCGUGUUACGCCAACUAGCACUGCGACACAGCCACCACCAGCAGAGCCAGUCGUGCCACCGACCAUCCCUUCAACAACAUCCAGCAACUGGGCUGACUUCAGCGCCAAAUGGCCAACUAACAGCACUGAAAAGUCAGAUGGUGAUAACUGGGACCCCUGGCCCACCCAGCCCUCUCUGACGGUGCCCAGUACAGGGCAGCUUCGACAGAGAUCUGCCUUCACGCCUGCCACUGUCACAGGGUCCUCUCCCUCUCCUGUUUUAGGGCAGGGGGAGAAGGUGGAGGGUCUCCAGGCGCAGGCCUUGUAUCCGUGGCGAGCAAAGAAGGAUAAUCACCUGAACUUUAACAAGAAUGACGUCAUCACAGUGCUGGAGCAGCAGGACAUGUGGUGGUUUGGGGAUGUGCAGGGCCAGAAGGGCUGGUUCCCCAAGUCCUAUGUCAAACUCAUUUCAGGGCCAAUGAGGAAAUCCAUCAGCAUUGAUUCUGGUUCUUCUGAUAGCCCACCCAUCCAGAAGAGGCCAACACCUUCUCCUAGUAAACCCACUGACCCAGGAGAAGAAUAUAUAGCAAUGUACACCUACGAAAGCAAUGAGCAAGGAGACUUGACAUUCCAGCAAGGGGAUGUGAUUCUUGUAACUAGAAAGGAAGGUGACUGGUGGACUGGAGUAGUUUCAGAUCGGACUGGAGUUUUCCCUUCCAACUAUGUCAAACCCAAGGAUUCUGAGGAAGCUGGCUCGGCAGGGAAGACAGGUAGCCUGGGAAAGAAGCCAGAAAUUGCCCAAGUCAUUGCGCCCUACACAGCGACGGGCACUGAACAGCUCACCCUGGCUCCUGGGCAGCUCAUACUCAUUAGAAAGAAGAACCCAGGGGGGUGGUGGGAAGGGGAGCUACAGGCUAGAGGGAAGAAACGACAAAUAGGGUGGUUCCCAGCUAAUUAUGUUAAGAUGUUAAGCCCCAAUACCAGUAAAUGUACUCCAAGUGAUCCCCCCAAACCCACAGCUCCUAAUGCAGUAUGCCAGGUGAUAGGCAUGUACGACUACAUUGCACAGAAUGAUGAUGAGCUUGCCUUUGGAAAAGGACAAAUUCUAAACGUUUUGAGCAAGGAGGACCCUGAUUGGUGGAAAGGGGAACUAAACGGCUCUGUGGGGCUAUUUCCAUCUAACUACGUCAAACUAACGACCGACACAGACCCCAGUCAGCAAUGGUGCGCCGAUUUACACCUAUUGGACAUGCUGACCCCCACGGAGAGAAAGAGGCAAGGGUACAUUCAUGAGCUGAUUGUGACAGAAGAGAAUUACGUCAAUGACCUCCAGCUGGUCACUGAGACCUUUCAGAAGCCCAUGUUAGAGUCUGAGCUACUGACCGAGAAGGAGGUGGCCAUGAUUUUUGUGAACUGGAAAGAACUGAUCAUGUGCAACAUCAAGCUACUGAAGGCGUUGCGGGUGCGCAAAAAGAUGUCUGGGGAGAGGAUGCCAGUGAAGAUGAUUGGUGACAUUCUGACUGCCCAGUUACCGCACAUGCAGCCCUACAUUCGAUUCUGCAGCUGCCAGCUGAACGGAGCCACCCUCAUCCAGCAGAAGACAGACGAGGUGCCUGAGUUCAAGGAGUUUCUCAAAAGGUUAGCGAUGGACCCACGCUGCAAAGGGAUGCCACUGUCUAGUUUUUUACUAAAGCCAAUGCAAAGAGUUACAAGAUAUCCACUAAUCAUUAAAAAUAUCUUGGAGAAUACCCCUGAGAACCACACAGACUACAGCCACCUGAAGCAGGCACUGGAGAAGGCAGAGGAGCUGUGCUCCCAGGUCAACGAGGGAGUACGUGAGAAGGAGAACUCUGAUCGACUAGAAUGGAUUCAGGCCCACGUCCAGUGUGAGGGCCUGUCUGAGCAACUUGUAUUUAACUCUGUGACCAACUGCCUGGGGCCACGGAAGUUCCUUCACAGCGGGAAACUGUACAAGGCAAAGAGCAACAAGGAGCUGUACGGCUUCCUCUUCAACGACUUCCUGCUGCUCACACAGGUCAUCAAACCACUUGGCUCCUCUGGAACAGACAAGGUCUUCAGCCCCAAAUCCAUCCUGCAGUACAAGAUGUACAAGACUCCUAUAUUUCUGAAUGAAGUGCUUGUGAAAUUGCCCACUGACCCAUCAGGAGACGAGCCCAUUUUCCACAUCUCCCACAUUGACAGAGUCUACACACUCCGAGCAGAGAGCAUCAAUGAGAGAACUGCUUGGGUUCAGAAGAUUAAAGCCGCUUCUGAACUUUACAUUGAAACUGAAAAAAAGAAAAGGGAAAAGGCUUAUUUAGUUCGUUCUCAGAGAGCAACAGGAAUUGGCCGUCUGAUGGUGAAUAUUGUGGAAGGCAUUGAGUUAAAACCCUGCAGGUCACAUGGAAAGAGCAACCCAUACUGUGAGGUGACCAUGGGCUCUCAAUGCCACAUUACCAAGACCAUGCAGGACACUCUGAACCCCAAGUGGAAUUCCAACUGCCAAUUCUUCAUCAAGGACCUGGAGCAGGACGUGCUGUGUGUUACAGUGUUCGAGCGCGACCAGUUCUCUCCUGAUGAUUUCCUGGGAAGGACCGAAAUCCGGGUCACUGAUAUAAAGAAAGACCAGGGUUCUAAGGGACCAAUCACCAAGCGGCUUCUCCUGCAUGAAGUCCCUACGGGAGAGAUAGUUGUGCGUCUGGACCUGCAGUUGUUUGAGGAACCAUAGGAACCAAACAUACUUACUAUUAUUUAUGUUUCAAAGUCAAAAGCUGCACAGAGCAACUGAUGGGUAUCUGCAAAAGCUGUUGGGACAAAACAAGGGUCAGACACGUUUUAAAAAAUAUUUAUGUGGGUGGUUUUGCGUUGCAGACUGGUACAAACUUAAUCCUAAUGGUCAUUACAAAUCAACAGGCAAUGUAUAUUACUGACAACAAUUGUAUUCUAACCACAUUCUGUAAUACUGUACAUUAUGGUAAUAAAUCAUUACCUUUUACAUAUUCACAGGACA
Messenger RNA from Polyodon spathula (Mississippi paddlefish), 5510 nucleotides. It is a transcript of the gene itsn1, whose product is annotated as intersectin 1 (SH3 domain protein). Gene Ontology annotation, molecular function: calcium ion binding; guanyl-nucleotide exchange factor activity; protein binding. The record is from RefSeq and is a predicted model, not a curated record. Gene Ontology annotation, biological process: positive regulation of Rho protein signal transduction; intracellular signal transduction. The transcript is spliced from 39 exons. Lineage: Eukaryota; Metazoa; Chordata; Actinopteri; Acipenseriformes; Polyodontidae. The coding region runs from base 204 to 5228 and encodes 1674 amino acids.